GGAGUUAUCAUGAAGAAAUAACUGUGCAUGCCCAAGGACUUUCCAGACCUCCCUUUUCCCCUUGCACAAAUCACCUACUAAUCUCAGAAUCCACCCCUGAAUCUUUUCUAAUAAAAGUACUGCCUUAAUGCCAGCACAGAGAGACAAAUUUGAGCUUGACUCCUGUCUCCUUCAGAGGUGACUUUUAAUAUAAAGCUUUUCUUUUUUUCAAAAACUUGGUGUCAGUAUUGGCUUCUAGCGCAUUGGGCAGUGAGCCCCUUUUGCUUGAUAACAAACUAGAACCCCAGGUGAGAUGAACAGCCUGUUCAAGGUACUGUUGCCCCUAGUGGUGUGCAGGCCCCCUGCACUGAUCCUGAGUGGCCACCUAGACCAGGGUGUCCAGAGGCUCAACUAUAGGGUUCCUGCUUCUCCACCAUGGCACUUCAGGCUCCCUUGGCACUUCUCUUUUUGGAAAAGAAAUUGCUUCUGGAUUAGACAUCUUUCUGCUGUUAUUGUUGAAAACUCUCUUGGCUUGGACUCAGUUUACCCCCUGACAUUGAUGAUAAAGUGACGUUGGCUGCCGCAGAAGGAGUUCACCACCUACGACUUCUCCAGCAUGUCUGCUGAAAAUAAUCAGUUAUCAGGAGCAUCACCUCCUCACCCUCCCACAACUCCCCAAUGUUCCACACAGACCUUGCCUUCAAAGAAAGAGGAUACUGAAGUAGAACUAGAUGAGGAAAGUCUACAGGAUGAAUCUCCAUUUUCUCCAGAGGGAGAGUCUCUGGAGGACGAAGAGUAUCUGGAGGAGGAAGAGGAUCUGGAAGAGGAAGAGUAUCUGAGGAAAGAAGAAUACUUGAAGGAGGAAGAGUAUCUGGGGAAGGAAGAGCAUCUGGAGGAGGAAGAGUAUCUGGAGAAGGCAGGGUAUCUGGAGGAGGAAGAGUAUAUUGAAGAGGAAGAGUAUCUGGGGAAGAAAAGGUAUCUGGAGGAGGAGGAGUAUCUGGGGAAGGAGUCAUAUCUAGAAGAGGAAAAGGCUCUGGAGAAGGAAGAGAAUCUGGAGGAGGAAGGAGCUCUGGAGGAGGAAGAGAAUCUGGAUGGAAAAGAAAAUCUGUAUAAAAAGUAUCUGAAAGAACCCAAGGCAAGUUAUUCAUCACAAACCAUGCUUCUUCGUGAUGCAAGGAGUCCAGAUGCUGGCCCCUCUCAGGUGACCACCUCCUUGACUGUCCCGUUGACUUUCACUGCCCCUUCUCCUGUCUCUGAAUCUGCCACAGAGUCUUCUGAGUUGCUUCUGACAUUGUACAGGAGGAGCCAGGCCAGUCAAACGGACUGGUGCUACGACGGAACUGCCGUAAAAUCUUUAAAAUCGAAAUCAAAACCAGAGCAAGAAACCACCACGAAGCCUGCUCCGGAAGAGCGUGUGCAAAAAAAGGAAGAAAAUGUCGUGGAGUUUGCUUCUAAAGAGAACUUUUGGGAUGGUAUAACAGAUGAGUCCAUUGACAAGCUGGAAGUGGAAGACUUAGAUGAAAACUUUUUGAACAGCUCCUAUCAGACAGUAUUUAAAACAGUAAUCAAAGAAAUGGCUGCUCGCAAUGAACUGGAAGAGGAUUUUGACAUUCCCCUAACUAAGCUACUGGAAAGUGAAAACAGAUGGAAACUGGUAAUUAUGUUGAAGAAAAAUUAUGAAAAGUUCAAGGAAACAAUCUUAUGGAUUAAGAGGAGACGUGAAGCUCAAAAGUUAACAGAGAUGACCAGUUUCACAUUUCGUUUAAUGAGCAAACCAACACCUGAGAAGCCUGAGACAGAGGAAAUCCAAAAGCCUCAACGUGUUGUUCGUCGUCGUAGGAAGAAAUUAGAACGAGAUAAGGAAUGGAUACAGAAGAAGACAGUGCCAAGAGGAAGAUUCUCACCAAGAUCUCUAAGCAGAGGAUCCUUUCUCACCUACCGUUCAUGUUGGGCUGCACCAAGCACCCAUGAGGUGCAUCAAGGUGAUGGAAAAUUAAUUCUCUACCCCAACAAGAAUGUCUAUCAAAUUCUCUUUCCUGAUGGGACAGGCCAGAUACAUUAUCCAUCAGGAAACCUGGCUAUGCUCAUCUUAUAUGCGAAAAUGAAAAAGUUCACAUACAUCAUUCUGGAAGACAGUCUAGAAGGGUGGAUCCGGGCCCUUAUCAACAACUCAGGCAAUGCUACCUUCUAUGAUGAAAAUAGUGAUAUCUGGUUGAACCUGAGCUCCAACCUGGGCUACUACUUCCCCAAAGACAAACGCCAGAAGGCCUGGAACUGGUGGAAUCUGAACAUCCAUGUCCACGCACCCCCUGUCCAGCCCAUCUCCUUGAAAAUCAAUGAGUACAUCCAGGUACAAAUAAGGAGCCAGGAUAAGAUCAUCUUCUGCUUCACCUAUGAACAGAAGCAGAUUUGUUUAAACCUGGGCACCAGGUACAAGUUUGUGAUCCCGGAGGUGCUGAGCGAAAUGAAGAAGAAAACCAUCCUGGAGGCAGAACCUGGCCCAACAGCCCAGAAGAUCCGGGUCCUUCUGGGGAAAAUGAACAGGCUCCUGAAUUACGUGACCAUCCCUGAUCUGGAAAACUUCAUAGAGGCCGUCAGUAUAUCACUGAUGGACAACAAGUACCUGAAGAAGAUGAUUUCUAAACUCUGGUUUUAGGGCGGGGCUUUUCUGGCAUCCACCAAAUUGCCUUAGGAAGUUGGAGAACUUGGGAGCUCCAGGGAAAAAAACCCAAAGACCUGUUGACCUUUUAUGAGAGUUGGUUUGUAAUUUGGGACCUGUCGUAGCUCCUUGAUUUGAAGUAAACAUUUUUGGCAG
Messenger RNA from Pongo pygmaeus (Bornean orangutan), 2794 nucleotides. RefSeq names its product glutamate rich 6B (gene ERICH6B). The transcript has 16 exons. The record is from RefSeq and is a predicted model, not a curated record. The coding region runs from base 596 to 2635 and encodes 679 amino acids. Lineage: Eukaryota; Metazoa; Chordata; Mammalia; Primates; Hominidae.